AUGGCCAUGGUGUUUGUGACCAAACGAGAAUACUUUGAAAGAAAGAAACUUAAGUCAAAAAUGAAGCUCCUGGAAGUAUCGUCUCCUAAAAGUUCAGCAGUCAGUUUGGAUCUUCUUAAUCUAUAUGUGGUUAACCAGAUAUCAACCAAAAAAGAAAACACUGAGAACUUGAGGAAGCCAGUCCACAUUGAUAUCACUGAAGAUGAAAAAAAACCCAUCAGGAGACAUAACUUAGAGCUUCCCACAUCACCCCCACGUACACAACAUAAGUCAAACUUAGAUGAUCUCCAGAGCAGGUUACAAAAGCAAGUUUUGGAAAGCAGAAGACAACAUCUCUCAGAAAAAGUAAAAAACCAUCAUAAGCUCAUUCCACAAGUAAUGGAAUUAGGCUAUGUUGAUUCUAGUGUGGAAAAUGAAGACAACUUGGCAAGAGUUUUUAGUGCUUGUCCAUUGCCCUCCUCUGGUUUUCAGUUCUCUGACUGUACACAGCUUUCAGAAGAAAAUUUCAACACAAAACUAAUGGGCAAUGUUUGGGAACAGAUCUAUGAAAAAAAGCUGCAAAACCAGCCAGGUAACAGCUUUGAUCAAGACACUUGGAAUACAAACCCUCCAAGCCAGUGUAUUUUCAGGAAGUCUGAUACAAUGCCUCAGGAGCUGUUCAAGCCAUUUGAUAGGCCAGACUACAUGAAUUCUGCCAGGAAAAAUCCAGUGAUAAUAGCCAGUAAUGAAUCAGAAAACUAUGAAAGAAUAAAAGAACCAAUAUUUGAUGUUGUGAAAGAAACUGCAGGAUUGAAAGAUGGAAGUGGUUGUUCCUUUCUGGCACUAUUUGAAGAAGAGAGCCAACCAAUCCAUAAUAAUCCUUCCACCAAGCAUUUUAAUCCUUUUUCUAACCAAAGCAAUAAUGACAUUUUUUUCACUGUUCCUGAUGUUCGAAAUCAAAUUACCAACAGAAAUUAUUCUUGCGACACUAGAAGGGUUUAUCCUGCAAUCAAUGCAAAAGAAGAUUCUGUAGACAGACACCUUGAAGGCAUUUUCACAGCUCCAGAACAGGUUUUCCUUAAAAGUAAUAAUGUGUCAAGUACAAGCUACAAGGAAACAAGUGCACUUCAUAAAACACACCGGCAGAACUGUCAUGAGGGACAGCACUACUUCAUGCCCUGUGAACAGAGAGAAAGAAGAGCAAACCUUGAAAAAAUUGAGACAUUAGCUUAUUACCAUGAUCAGCAGAAUAUCUUAAAGGAGAAUGUGCAGAAUUAUUCAAGAAAAAAAAGUGACGACAAGUCUGUGAAGGAAACAGCCUGGAACCAGAACCAUGUCUUUGUAUUUGAAGAGUUCACAACAGCACAAGAGAAAGGGUGUAAGUUUGGACUGAGUUCAUAUCUUCAAGAGAUGGAUGUGGACUCACCACUCAGCAGCCAGUCUUACAGUUACUCUCCAAGGCAGACUGAGAGCUAUUUGAGCUCUAGUCCUGACACAUCUGAAGAGGAAGACACAGGCAAAAAGAAGAAUUAUCUGAAUGAACAGUCCUUGAAGGCACGUGGUGCCAACCUGUUCUCAGCCUCAGUGAGCAGAGAGGCCCCCAAGAGCUCUCACACCCAAAGUGUGGGUAUGAAGCCCAGCAGCGCUUUGGCUAGAAAAGAAGCAAACAAUCUUCAGGAGAAAGACUCUAAUUUUUGUGCCAUAGAGGACGAAAACAAAACGCACGCAGCUCUGUCUCAGGGCCCAUCCCAGCACGCCCUUAGGAGGGAGCAUGUCGGUAGCAGCACCAGGUGCGAUGCGUGGUCGCAGACCGAGGGCUCCGUGACCGCAGGGAAGGUGGAUGCGGGCACCCAGUGCGGCGCGCUGAGGGUGUGCAGCUGCGGGGGCUCGCUGCCCGCCGCCCGCAGCCCGGGCACGGUGCCCGCUGCCCGCAGCCCGGGCACGGCCCGAGAGCGGCAAUGGCCGGCGCGGGAGGGGCGGCAGCCCGCGGGCAGCGGCGGCACAGGCGCCUUCUCUGCCGAGAGCGAGUACCUGAGUGUGGCCGGCAGCAGGACUCUGGAGGUGCUGGACUACAUUGAUAAAAUGAAGGAGAGAGAGAAGCAGUGAUCACCUGUAACGGCACGUUAGGAACACAGUAGUUUUGUCCUGUUCUCAGUGUAUUUCAUUCAGUUGGCAUUUUCUGAUUUUUCUAGCAUGGUUAGGCAAAAGAUACUUUUCCUGUUUGUUUGCUUUAACUAUCAAUAAUUAUGGGUUUCUGUCUACCUACUGCUAUCUCAAAGUAUGAGUUUCUAUAAAUAUCCAACUAUUAACAAAGUAUUUUACAACAACCUAGUAAAUAAAAACAUUGGGAAUUAUAUUGUUUUCCCCACCAUAUAUCUGUAGGAUUCUGUAGUUUAGAAUUGAUUGACUAUGUUUCUUUUAAGGUAAUAGGAAGAUGUUGUUCUACUUCAAAAAAUAUUUAGCGUGGCUCUGAGUUCAGAGCCAUUGUCUGAUUCUCACCCAUUUUAACAGAAAAACUUGCCUUUGUCAUGUGUUCAUACUAAACACAAAAAUUGGAAACAGAAAAUGUACAUCUGCACACAUAGAAUAGAAUGUAAUUUUAAAAGAGCUAAUUUAUUAAUUUUUUUAAAUGCUCAAUUUUCUUUCCACAGCAGAUCCAGUCAUUCAUUUUCUGGCUGUUAAUCUAAAAAAGUCUGUCAUGUGUUUCUGUAUUCUGUCUGCAAACUGAAAAU
This is a messenger RNA of Melospiza melodia melodia, 2711 nucleotides long. RefSeq names its product regulator of DNA class I crossover intermediates 1 (gene REDIC1). Bases 1 to 2085 code for a protein of 694 amino acids. The transcript has 12 exons. Lineage: Eukaryota; Metazoa; Chordata; Aves; Passeriformes; Passerellidae. The record is from RefSeq and is a predicted model, not a curated record.